Molecule: messenger RNA, 2082 nt
Organism: Ipomoea triloba (trilobed morning glory)
Lineage: Eukaryota; Viridiplantae; Streptophyta; Magnoliopsida; Solanales; Convolvulaceae
Exons: 2
Coding region: 1-2082 (693 amino acids)
Molecular function (GO): zinc ion binding; nucleic acid binding
Source: RefSeq, a predicted model, not a curated record
AUGGAUCGCAUGGUGCAGAUGAUGGAAAGAAUGGCUGAGUUCAUGAUGGCUCAGCAGGCUCCAGACCAAAAUCAAGUUCAGCCCCGAGUAGAUUAUGCUAAAGCAAUAGCCAGCAGACACCCUCCGACCUAUGCCGGAGAAGAAGAUCUCGUGGUUCUGGAAGAGUGGAUCAGAACAUUUGACAAGUUGUUGGACGCAGUAAACUACCCUGCGGAUCAGAGAAUAUCCUCGGCUGUGUACUACCUCACAAAGGCUGCGGACAAUUGGUGGACUACAACUGGGCCUGAUCUUUUGCAAGACCCAGACUUCGACUGGGAAGACUUCAAAACAGCAUUGAGGGCUCAGUUUUACACUGAAAGAAUUCGAGGAAUUAAAUGCGAAGAAUUUCUAAGGCUGAGACAGAAAGGGGCAAGUAUUCAGGAGUAUUAUGCAAAGUACAUAGAACUGCUAAGAUUCGCCCAGGAUAUCGUGCCGGAUGACGUGAGCAAGGCCAGAAGAUUCGUGCGCGGCAUGGACUGGGAUAACCGAAGAGCCCUUGCACCGUUUAUGUGUUCGACCCUGAAAGAGGAGGUGUACGGCCGAAACAAGAGAAAGGCCGAGGCGCAGCAGGGGAAAUCGAAACUUGAAGGCAAGAAACCAAACUUUGGAGAAGCCAGUAGCAGGCAAGGAGAAAGAAAGGGGGAAGUAAUCCAAGUAAGGGGUUAUCCAUGCCCACGGUGUGGGAGGAUCCACCCUGGUGAAAACUGUCGAGGGGAGAAACUUACAUGCUUCCUGUGCGGCCGAGUGGGGCACACGCAGAGGAACUGUCCUAUUCAACCACGGCGCUAUCUGAAUCCACCCCUGAAUCUGAAUCAAGGGGGAAGGUCUACUGAAGAACCGAGGCAGCGACAAUUUAGCAGUGGAAAUGGCAGAGGGAAUAAUGUCCCACAAGUAAGCCAGGGGAGACCGUCGAGUGUUGCUUCCAAUAUUACCAACAAUAGAGGAAAACAGCCAGUUGGGGCCAGCAAUUCAGGAAGCCAGGGGAGAAUUUUCGUUGUCAAUAGCGCCCAGGCUCAAGCAAGCGACACCGUUGCUGGUACCUUCCUAAUAAACUCUGUGCCUGGUUUGGUUCUAUUUGAUACAGGAGACACGAAUUCUUUCAUCUCUUGUAUGUUUGCUGAUAAAUUGGGGUUAAGAUCUGCUACUAGGUUAAACCUUAACGUAAUGACUGCCUCAGGACUAGUAGUAGCUUGUAAGAACAUAUAUGAGAACGUUUCUAUAGAGAUAGCGGGAGUUAACUGUCCCGGGAAUCUUAUUCGGUUUGAGUUGGAAGGUAUAAAUGUGGUAUUGGGAAUGGACUGGUUAGCGAAAUAUAAAGCUAGGAUAGCUUGUAAUGAAAAGAAAAUUCUGUUAAGAGGACCGAAAGGGAAAAGGGUUUCAUAUCGAGGAAUCGAGAAGGAGCCCGAACCAAAACUGAUGACAAUGCGUAGGCUGAGAAAAUACGCACAAAAGGGGUAUGGAGUGUACCUCUGUCUGGUGCAGGAUAUGGAAGUAGAAAAACUGGAGAUCAGUCGGAUCCCAGUUGUGUGUGAAUUUCCGGACGUGUUUCCCGAUGAUCUUGCGGGAAUGCCCCCUGAAAGAGAAGUGGAAUUCACCAUUGACCUGAUGCCGGGAACAUCACCUAUUUCCAAAGCACUUUAUAGAAUGGCGCCCAAAGAAAUAGAGGAGUUGAAAGUUCAACUAGGAGAACUGGGGAGAAAAGGAUUUAUUAGACCCAGUGUAUGGCCCUGGGAUGCACCGGUGUUAUUUGUGACGAAGAAGGAUGGGAGUUUUAGAUUGUGUAUCGAUUACAGGGAACUGAAUCGAGUCACAAUUAAGAAUAAAUACCCAUUGCCUAGAAUUGAUGACCUAUUCGACCAGUUAAGAGGAGCGGGCGUAUAUAGAUUUGAUUGUCUAUUUGUGCUUGAUCAACUGUUGUAUAUUGAAUGUCUUGAUGUGUGGCUGUAUGGCUGGCUGUGUGUUGAGACCUUAUGUGUUAGGAAGGAAGUUUCGGGGACGAAACUAUUCCUAAGGGGAGUAGGGUGUAAUACCCCGAAAUUUUAA